GUCAACAUGUCAAUUAUGUUUUAGACUUUGACCUGUAGAUUAUUGUAUAUUUUUCUAUAAAAUAAGCAAUUAUUUAUUACGUAAUGGCUUAAAUAUUAUAAUAUAUACUUAAUUCCAUUACCUAGUGUCGAUUUUAUGUAAUUAUAAUUAUGUAUAAUCCCGCAGUAACGGUUCGAAGAAUCGAUGUUUUGAUUCGUAUUUUAAGCAAUCGUAAGCUAAUAUUAGCUGCAAAUCCAGUGAGAAGUUAUUCUAGCGAAGAUAAAGUGACCAUUGGAGAUGUGAGCAAGGAGAUCAAGAGUCCCAAAAAAGUUGAAUAUGUGCCCCGAAAAUACUUGACUAUAGAGGACACAGAGAUAAAGUCUUUAUCUCAAAGUACACUCAGGAAUCUAAGAUGGAUGAUGCAGAAAGAUUUACUUGGCCAGGAUAUGUUCCUUCUAGGACGACCUGGACCAAGCAGGAGGAAAGUAGCCCUUCAGUACUUGGAACUGACUCAGAGAGAGCUAGAGUAUGUGGCUCUGUCAAGAGAUACCACGGAGGCUGACCUUAAGCAGAGAAGAGAGAUCCAGAGCUCUACUGCUAAGUAUUUUGAUCAGAGUGCAGUCCGUGCUGCAGUAGAAGGCCGCGUGCUCGUUCUAGAAGGAAUAGAAAAGGCGGAGCGCAAUGUGUUGCCAGUGCUAAAUAAUUUGCUCGAAAACAGAGAGAUGCACUUAGAAGAUGGAAGGUUCUUAGUUCCAGCUUCUAGAUACGAUAAACUAUUGGAGGAGCACGGUGCAGAAGAAGUUUCAAGAUGGCGACUUGUGCGAGUUGACGAGAACUUCCGCGUGAUUGCGCUAGGUCUGCCGGUGCCUCGGUACAGCGGACAGCCGUUAGACCCGCCGCUGCGGUCCCGCUUCCAAGCCAGAGAUGUCGCUACGAUCGGAUUUUCGGAGCACUUGAGCGUAUUAAAAGAUGAAGCACCAAGGGUGGACGGUGUCAAGCUGGAACAACUCCUCUCUGCUGCAUACGCGCUAAUUAGUCCUGAGGUGCAGCAGGUCACGCUGCCCGACUUCCCAGUAGAUAGCUUGCACUCCGCUGCGCUAAUUCUGGAACGAAAUCCAAACAUCCCAAUUCACAAACUAGUAUACCUCCUUUAUCCCUACCAUUCCUUCCUCACCAGAGAACAUGUGAAGAAUGUGGAAGCAGUUCUCCACAACCUGAACAUCAACACCAAUCCUAAAUGGGAUAUAUCUCUCAAAGACAUCCAGGUCAACGGAAAUCAAGCCUUAGUGACUAUGGAAAUGAAUGGUGCUAAGUCUCAGUUUAGCGUGCCUCACGGUGGCAGGGUACAGGGUGUUGAAAAUAGGCACAUUGUUAAAACUGCUUACCAGAGCGAACUGCUCAAUGAAUUGAUGCUGAGUCAUAGUGUUGGAGAUUUUUGUAUUAUUGGUCCAAAAGGCUGCGGCAAAAGCCUUCUAGUCUCGCAACUAUCGUCCUUAUUGGGGUACACAAUAGAGCCUAUAGUCCUGUAUCAGGAUAUGACGGCUAGAGACCUGGUUCAGCAACGAACUACGUUGGAUAAUGGGGACACGGUGUGGAGGAACUCAGCGUUAGUUGAAGCAGCAUUGAAGGGACAUAUGGCUGUUCUGGAUGGCUUGCACAGAAUCCAUGCUAGUACACUUGCAGUGUUACAUAGGUUGGUUCACGACAGAGAGUUACAACUGCACGACGGCACGCGACUGUUGCGACACGACCGAUACGACGAGCUGCUGCGGUCGGGGGUCACUGAACAACAACUCGACAAGAAUGGGGUCAAGAAGAUACAUCCAGCGUUCAGGAUUGUAGCACUAGCAGAACCCCCAGUACUGGGACGUGGUCAGCAGUGGUUGUCUCCAGAGAUACUCAGCCUGUUCAUCUUCCACGAGAUGAGAAACCUCAGCAAGACUGAGGAGAUCUUCAUCAUAAACAGUUUGUAUGGUAACAUAUCACAACCGCUCCACACGAUCAUCAACUUAGCAGACGAACUCAGGCGAUCAGAGGACAACACUCUAAAGAACCUCUCAUCAUCUCUAUCCACCAGACAACUUCUGAGGAUCGCCAGCAGAAUGGCCAAGUACCCAACUGAGUCAGCGUACGAAACAGUACAACAAACAUUCUUAGCGAAAUUCCUGCCUAAUUUAGCCAGACGAGCGUUAGAUGGCGCUAGUCAAAAACUAGGCAUAGACCCGCCUAGACGAUUCGGUGUUUUCGGAAACAAUCCCUCAGAAACCAAGGUCAAUUGUUCAGUUAAAAACAACGUUUUGACUAUAGGCAACACGAGUACAGAGAUAUAUAAGACAGAUGCUUUGACAAAAGUGCCAGAUAUCCUUUUCUAUGACGUUCCACAGCAUAUGAGGUUACUCGAAUGGUUAUUACAAGACUUUUUGCUUGGCAACCAUCUCCUUUUAGUAGGCAACCAAGGUGUAGGGAAGAAUAAGAUAGCUGACAGACUUCUACAACUAUUGAACCGUCCUCGGGAGUAUAUACAGCUGCACAGAGACACCACAGUGCAGUCCCUAACUGUGCAACCCACUGUAAAAGACGGCGUGGUAGUUUAUGAAGAUUCUCCUUUAGUGAAGGCAGUAAAAUAUGGCCACGUUUUAGUGGUCGAUGAGGCGGAUAAAGCUCCGACACAUGUCACUUGUAUUUUAAAGACUUUAGUAGAAAAUGGAGAGAUGAUCCUAAGUGAUGGUCGGCGCAUAGUACCCAAACAUAUGUUGGAAAGUUCAGGCGGCGAUGUGUCCAGUUUCAUUCCUGUGCAUGACGACUUUAGAAUGAUUGUGCUCGCUAACCGACCCGGAUUCCCGUUCCUGGGCAACGAUUUCUUCGCGUCUUUGGGUGACCUAUUCUCCUGCCACGCUGUAGACAAUCCCUCAGUGGAAUCUGAGAUGGAGUUGCUACGUUCAUACGGGCCUGAUGUUCCACAAGAUGUGAUGAAGAAGUUGGUUCAAGCAUUCGCUAUACUCAGGGACAAGGCUGACCAAGGACAGUUGACGUAUCCAUACUCUACUAGGGAGCUGGUCAAUAUUGUUAAACAUUUACAGAAAUAUCCAAACGAGGACCUAGCGACGGCUAUUGGCAACGUGUUCGACUUCGACCGGUAUAGCAAAGACAUGGCUGACACCUUACUAGAGGUGCUUCACUCGAGUGGACUACCGAUAGAUGGCGUGCUCGACGGCCGGUCUAAGGAGGCGCUUAAGAAGAUACAGAUGACUAUUGAGAGGCAUAGCGGAAAAGACACAUCAUCCCCUAAGCAUGGUAAAGAAGACCCCAAGAACGAGCCCCACGUGGGGGGAAACACGUGGGCGGGGGGCACUGGGGGACGGGAUACUGCCGGACUAGGAGGGAAGGGGGGACCAUACAGACUGGAUAAAGGACACGAUGUGCACCAGCUUUCAGAAGCUGAGAAGGACGAUGUGCCGGAACACGUAAAGAAGGCUGCGCGGGAAAUGAACCGGAAAGCCUUUGAGGAAAGACUGAAGGAGAUCAAGAUGAGCGAGUUCGAUGCCAAGCUCUAUGGACAGUUCCAUAGAGCUGUACAACAACAGAUAGGAGCUCUCCGUGGGGUGUUAGCUGAGCUGCAGGCGAAGAAGAAAGAAAGACACUGGAGCAGACAUCAGACCAGCGGGGAACUGGAUGACGGGAAGAUUAUUGAAGGUCUAGCAGGCGAGCGCUCUAUAUACCGCCGCAGGACGGAGCAGGAGCCCCCGCCGGGCGCUCCGCCGGACAAGCCCAAGCGACUCCGACUUGUAGUCGACGUCUCCGGCAGUAUGUACAGGUUCAAUUCGUAUGAUGGUCGUCUGGAACGUUCGAUGGAGGCAGUAGUGUUACUGACGGAGGCCCUCAAAGGCUACGAGGCACGCAUCCGCUACGACAUGCUCGGACACUCCGGGGAGGAACACGCACUCGAACUCGUCAGGGUCGACCGACCUCCGGAGAAUGAGAAGGAGAGGUUACAGAUAAUCCGCACGAUGCACGCGCACGCCCAGUUCUGUUGGUCAGGCGACAACACUCUCCCCGCGGCCGCGCACGCUAUAUCCUCCAUAGCUGCGGAGGACGCUGACGAGGCCAUCGUACUCAUUCUGUCUGACGCCAACCUUAGGAGAUACGGCAUCCAACCUGAGGAGCUCGGCACCAUACUGACGUCAGACCACAGAGUGCAGGCACAUGUCAUAUUUAUCGGCAGCUUGGGAGACGAGGCUAACACACUCCUGCGCAGACUGCCAGCAGGCCACGCCCAUGUUUGUAUGGAUGUCGCGUCGCUACCACAGAUUAUGCAACAAAUAUUCGCCUCGUCACUCUUACAGUCGUCCUCCUGAUUACAAAAGCAUUUUAGAUAAUCAGGCUAACUUUGUUUUUGUUUACCUAAUGCCGCAAAUGUAGGAAGGGAUUUUAUUCUCUAAUCACAGCAGCCGUCAAAUAUUAACCGUCCAAUAGUGCAACAGUUGCUAAUUCCCUAUUGGACGAAGGCCUUUUAUGGACGUUUUAUCUCAUGACGCCGAACCUGUCUUUUAACUAAAAAUCAUUUAGCAUUACGUACCAGGAACAUGAACCCUUUCCUUGUACUGUCAGUUAUAUGUUGGUGAAAACAACAACUAUGUUAAGCGUGAGUUAGCUUAGUUCUUUAACACGUUAAACGCCAUGGGGGUCACCGGUGACCGCGUUAGCGUAGGAUUUACCUUCAACAGUUUUUUGUUGGCAGUCAAAGUCUUAAAUUUAGGAGAAAUUGUUGUAAACGGGCAUGGAUUUGUUAGAGGAACUAUUAUCUACAAAAAUAUUGUUUUAUCAUUGACAUUUUCAGUUCACUUGUUUUCAUGAACUAAUAAACCUAGUCGAGGACUUAGAAGUCAUUCACAAAUUACGUCACACGAUUUUUGCCCUUCUACCCGUCCUUAUCACAGUUGGUCACAUUUGUACGUAUAGAGACUCAUUGAAUUGGUUCCGAAAUUGAUUAAAUUUUACUUGUCACAAACAGUCACAUUUGGUUGACCCCCUCCCCCCACCUUAAGUGUGACGCAAUUUAUAGAUGGCCCCUAAAAAAAUCGUGGUAUCACAAAAAAUUGUUUCUUUCCGAAAGCCGGUGUGCAAUAUCUAUCACCAUUAUUGUAUGUAAAUAAUAUGUGAGUGUUUGUAAUAUUAUUACUGUUUUUAUAAUAGUUAUCGUGAGACAUAC
This is a messenger RNA of Spodoptera litura, 5188 nucleotides long. It is a transcript of the gene c12.2, whose product is annotated as von Willebrand factor A domain-containing protein c12.2. Gene Ontology annotation, cellular component: cytoplasm. The record is from RefSeq and is a predicted model, not a curated record. Gene Ontology annotation, molecular function: ATP binding; ATP hydrolysis activity. Lineage: Eukaryota; Metazoa; Arthropoda; Insecta; Lepidoptera; Noctuidae.